AGUGAGAACAACCCAAAAGACAGUCCAACUUCCACACACUCCACUUGAACAGUUGAACGUACACGUUACUGGUUACUACUAGAAUCUAGAUUUAUCACUCAUCAAGGAGAUGAGAUGAGCUCCCUCUUCCUCACUUCACCAAAACCCUGCAACAUCUUUGCCAACAUCAACAAUAACAAUGGAAGAACCUACAACAACAACAACAACAACAGUUACAUCAACUCUCUUCUCAAUUGCUCAAAAAAUUCUCUAGUUUCUGCUUCCAUAGCUGCUGCACUCUCCUUCACCCUCCAAUUACCUUCUCCUCUUUCAAUUGCUGCUGAUUCUCCUCCUUUUCGUCAACCUUCUUCAUCUUCGUCUUCGUCUUCGUCUGUCGAGGAUUGUCGGGAGGAUGAAUUGGUGGCUCAAUUAGGAUUAUCUGCGCCCAAUAUGGUGACAAAUGAAGGUAUUGUGGAGGAAGCUUGGGAGAUUGUUAAUGACAGCUUCCUUUACACUGGCCGUGAUCGCUGGUCGCCUGAGUCGUGGCUGCACAAGAAGGAAGAUAUAUUGAGUAGCUCCAUUAAGACUAGAUCCAAGGCUCAUAAUAUCGUCCAAAAAAUGCUGGCAAGCUUAGGAGAUCCUUACACACGUUUUUUAUCGCCAGAAGAGUUCUCGAAGAUGGCGAGAUAUGACAUGACUGGUAUCGGAAUAAAUCUCAGGGAGAUGCCUGACAGCAAUGGAAGUUUUAAACUUAAGGUGCUUGGACUGGUACUGGAUGGUCCUGCUAAUACUGCAGGAAUUAGACAGGGUGAUGAAAUCUUGUCUGUUGAUGGGGAGGAUGUGAGGGGAAAAUCUGCAUUUGAAGUAUCAUCAAAGUUGCAAGGUCCCAGUGAAACAUUUGUAAUAGUCGAGGUCAAGCAUGGCAACUGUGGUCCAGUUCAGUCUGUCAAAGUUCAGAGACAGCUAGUCGCUAGACCCCCAGUGUUCUGCCGGUUGGAACAAAUUGAUAAUGGUGCCACCUCUGUUGGAUAUGUGCGUCUAAAAGAGUUUAAUUCACUGGCCAGAAAAGAUAUAGUGACAGCAAUGAAGCGCCUGCAGGAUCUUGGUGCCUCAUGCUUUGUUCUGGACCUCAGAGACAAUUACGGUGGCCUAGUGCAGGCCGGAAUAGAGAUUGCAAAGCUGUUUCUGAACAAGGGGGAAACGGUGAUUUAUACUGCUGGAAGAGAUCUGUCCCAGAAUGCGGUGGUGUCAGAGUCUGCACCACUGGUCAUAGCACCUGUCAUGGUUUUGGUGAACCAUAAUACUGCAAGUGCAAGUGAAAUAGUUGCAUCUGCUCUUCAUGAUAAUUGUAAAGCUGUUCUUGUUGGAGAGAAAACUUAUGGCAAGGGUCUCAUUCAAUCAGUUUUUGAGCUCCAUGAUGGAUCUGGUGUAGUAGUCACAGUAGGGAAGUAUGUAACACCUGGCCACUCAGAUAUCAAUGGAAACGGAAUUGAGCCAGACUUCUCUAACAUCCCACGGUGGAGCAAGGUGACAGAAUAUCUUUCAACCUGCAAUCUUUCAAAGCAAAGAUGAUUGAAACAUACUUAUUUUGUUUCUUGGAAACAUUCCUAUCUACUUGUGAAUCUAUUGAUUGCCUAUCCGCUGAUAAAUAUCGCUCGUGAUACUGUUUAAAGUGCUCAUCUCUUUGACCUACAGCUGCCAUGUAUCCAUGAAGAGCUGAAAAUAUUUUAGUGCUUCCUGGUUUGGCUUUCUUAUACAAAUAUGGUGUUAGGUUUAGUAUUGACGGAGGCGGCAGAAAUGACAUUCAUGUAUUAUAGGUCUUUUAUCUACUUGUCAUAGUUGGUGUUUAUAGAAAGAUUUUGACAACUAUCUGGACUGCAAUAUAAUACCUACUUAUUUGGUUAAA
Beta vulgaris subsp. vulgaris (sugar beet) is the source of this 1885-nucleotide messenger RNA. Its product is annotated as carboxyl-terminal-processing peptidase 1, chloroplastic. Bases 115 to 1551 code for a protein of 478 amino acids. Lineage: Eukaryota; Viridiplantae; Streptophyta; Magnoliopsida; Caryophyllales; Amaranthaceae. Gene Ontology annotation, molecular function: protein binding; serine-type peptidase activity; endopeptidase activity. Gene Ontology annotation, biological process: proteolysis. The record is from RefSeq and is a predicted model, not a curated record. The transcript is spliced from 12 exons.